Geodia barretti is the source of this 870-nucleotide messenger RNA. NCBI's taxonomy places the organism in Eukaryota, Metazoa, Porifera, Demospongiae, Tetractinellida, Geodiidae. The record is from the annotation of a GenBank genome assembly.
AUGAACAUUGCAGGCUACCUCUUCAUCUCCCCAUGGAUCAUCAAAUUUCUGACGCUCAACGCCGGCGCGAUGCUUGCCUCGUUUGGGAUCAGCCUCUUCAAGACGGACUUUUUCACGACUUUCGAAUUCAUCGGUCUUAAGAACUACACGAGGUUGUUCAGCGAUCCCCUGUUCUGGAAGAGUCUCUCGGUCACCGCAUAUUACGCCUUCGGCAUGGUGCCGCUUGCGCUCGUCUUCUCGCUCGUGAUCGCUUUGCUGCUGAAUCAGGGCAUCAAGUUGCAGGGGGUCUAUCGCGUCGUCUAUUAUCUGCCCUCGAUAGUUUCGGGCGUUGCGGUCGCCAUCCUGUGGAAGUAUCUGCUCCAGCCGCGCUGGGGGUUGAUCAACCAGGGAUUGGCGCUGGUGGGGAUAGAGGGCCCGAAGUGGCUCUUUUCCACGACGUGGGCGAUGCCUGCCUUCAUACUGAUGGGGGUUUGGGCAGCGGGCGGGAAUAUGCUGCUGUACUUGGCAGGUCUGCAGGGGAUUCCGACCGAUCUGUACGAUGCGGCCUCUAUAGACGGGGCCAACGCCUGGCAUCGCUUUUGGCGGAUCACGCUGCCGAUGCUGACGCCGACCAUCUACUUCAAUCUUAUCAUCAGCAUUAUCGGGGCGUGGCAGAUCUUUACACAGUCUUUCAUUAUCACGGCGGGAGGGCCUGACAACUCCACGUUGACGAUGGUUCUUCUGCUGUACCGCAAGGGAUUCCAGCAGUUCCACUUCGGAUAUGCUUCGGCCAUUGCCUGGGUACUCUUCGCGAUCGUGAUGCUCUUGACGGUGCUGGUAGUGCGCAGCUCGGAGGCUUGGGUCUACUACGCGGGAGAAGUAAGAGGAUGA